This is a messenger RNA of Molossus molossus (Pallas's mastiff bat), 1047 nucleotides long. RefSeq names its product olfactory receptor 52B2. Gene Ontology annotation, cellular component: membrane. Gene Ontology annotation, biological process: G protein-coupled receptor signaling pathway. The record is from RefSeq and is a predicted model, not a curated record. Gene Ontology annotation, molecular function: olfactory receptor activity; G protein-coupled receptor activity. NCBI's taxonomy places the organism in Eukaryota, Metazoa, Chordata, Mammalia, Chiroptera, Molossidae.
AUGGGCAUACAGGAACAGAUCAUUGUGGAGAGGAUCCUAAAGUUCAUCACGACUCUCACCAACCUUACCAUCAUCCACCUGGCAGUUUUUGUCCUACUCGGCAUCCCUGGGUUAGAGGCAUAUCACAACUGGCUGCCAAUAUCCUUCUGCUUCAUGUAUAUCACUGGUCUGGGGAACAGCAUCCUGAUAGUGGUCAUCAUCAAGAACGUUAACCUUCGUGAACCCAUGUAAUUUUUCCUUUUCAUGCUGGCCAUCAUGGAAAUCCUGCUGUCCAUCACUACUGUACCCAAGGCCCUAGCCAUCUUUUGGAUCCAUGGUCAUGCUAUUGCCUUUGAUGCCUGUGUCACUCAAGUGUCCUUUGUCCAUGUGAAGUUUGUGGGAGAGUCAGCCAUCCUAUUAGCUAUGGCCUUUGAUUGCUUUGUGGCCAUCUGUGCUCCUCUGCAUUAUUCAGCAGUGCUAACAUGGCCUGUUGUGAGAAGAAUUGCUCUGGCACUGUCACGAAGCUUCUGCAUCAUCUUUCUAGUGAUUGCCUUGCCAAAGUGGCUGCCCUUUUGUCAGACCAACAUCAUCCCUCAUUCCUACAUUGAGCAUAUUGGAGUGGCCUGUUUAGCCCAUGCCGACGUCACUGUUAAUAUCUGGUAUGGCUUCACAGUGCCCAUUGUCAUAGUCUUUUUGGAUGUAAUCCUUAUCACUGUGUCUUACUCACCGAUCCUCCAAGCAGUGUUUUGUUUACCUUCCCAGGACGCCUGGCACAAGGCUCUCAGCACUUGUGGCUCCCAUUUCUGUGUCAACCUCAUGUUUUACAUUCCAUCCUUCUUUACCUUAUUGUCCCACUGCUUUGGAUAUAACAUUCCUCGGCAUGUCCACAUCCUGCUGGCCAGUCUUCAUGUGGUGGUGCCACCAGUGCUCAACCCCAUUGUCUUGGAGGGUGUCAUGCACUGGUUCUUUGACAUGUCUUGGUGCUGUCUUCCCCUCUGGGCUGAUGGUUCCCAUGAAUCCCCACGACCAGCUUUACCAAGGAAACUAGAUCCCACAAAUAACAACUAA